This is a messenger RNA of Bradysia coprophila, 1180 nucleotides long. Its product is annotated as co-chaperone protein HGH1 homolog. Lineage: Eukaryota; Metazoa; Arthropoda; Insecta; Diptera; Sciaridae. The record is from RefSeq and is a predicted model, not a curated record.
UUCCUGACAUUUCGAUUAGACGAUUUGUUUACUUCUUUUGCAUUGGUUAAAUUGGGUCGUCAAACCGUAUACCGUGUUAAAUGGAUAGUUUAAAAGAAAUUGUGUCUUUUAUGAACAUAAAUUCCCGUUUAGAUUUGAAGGCAGUGUCUGUUUCCCAUGUACUCAGUCUAACCGGAUCAGCCGAUGGUCGAAUUUUAAUUUACAAAUGUCCAGAGGUGGUUGAAGAAUUAUUAAAAUUAACUUCCGACAAAGAAGGAACAAUCGCCAAAGACGCUCUACUGGCCAUCGUUAAUUUGUCAGCAGAUGAAGAUGGUGCUAAGAUGAUACUUGACAAGGCACCAAACAUAGUCGUCGAAUGCACGAAAUUCAUUUUGGAUGAAAAUUAUCCUCUGGCCGAUGCGUGGGCUAUGGUAUUAAGUAAUGUAUCACGAACAGAAUGGUUGGCCGAACGUGUUAUCGAUGACAUUGAACAGAGUAGUGAGAAAAAUUUACUGGAAAGGCUGGUAUCCGCAUUCACUAGGAAUGGAUUCAAUAAGCAAAAUUGCAAUUUGAACUAUUUGGGUCCCAUAUUCAGCAAUUUGUCGCAAACAUCCAAGGGCCGUACUAUGCUGUGCAAUCCGAAAACCAGUCUACUCUCGCGUUUACUGCCAUUCAUUCACCAUGAGGAGAGUGUCAUUCGUCGCGGUGGUGCUAUUGGUCUGCUGAAAAAUAUUUGCUUCGAUUCGAGCAGACACAGCUGGCUGCUGAUGAAUGACGAUGUGGACGUAUUGUCAUAUAUUUUACUACCAUUGGCUGGACCAGAGGAGUAUACGACUGAAGAAAACGACAUGUUUCCAACAGAUUUGCAGUACCUUGAUGCCGACAAGAAACGUGAAGUUGAUCCAGAUUUAAGGAAAAUGUUGCUGGAAUCACUUGCUCAACUGUGUGCGACGAGGCAAGCUCGAGACUUUUUACGAUCGAAAGGUACAUACGAAAUUCUUCGAGAACUACAUAAGUUCGAAUGUACCGACGAAGGGGACAGAGCGUGUCUGUUGGCAUGUGAAAAUGUGGUCGACAUAUUGAUUAGAACUGAAGAAGAAAUUGGCGAGGACAAUUUGAAGGAGUUGGAGAUUCCAGACGAUAUUGUUGAUAAAAUUGAAAAAAUGGAUGCAAAUUUGAUUGAGAAAUAAAUUUUUAUGAA